CUUACAUUUUGAUGAUCCUCGAAGAUCAUCUUCCUCCUUAAAAACCAUCAAAAUCUCUGAGAAACCCAACUCAGAUUAAUGGGUUGUUGCGGCAGUAAAAACCUACCACAAUCGGAUCUCGUCACUAAUCGAGAGCCAGUGACCGUUCUGGGGAAGCCAUUGGAAGACAUUGAAAAGCAUUACAGCCUCGGGAAGGAACUGGGCAAAGGAGGUUUUGGUGUAACCUACGUGUGCGAGGAGAUCUCCACCGGAAAAUGCUUCGCCUGCAAAUCAAUACCAAAGAGGACACUAAGCAGCGAGGAACAGAGAGAGGCUGUGAAGAGAGAGAUCGAGAUAAUGAAAGACCUCUCAGGAGUUUCAAACAUCGUACAGAUCAAGGAUUCUUACGAGGAUCGAGACUUCGUACACAUCGUAAUGGAACUGUGUGGUGGUGGUGAGCUGUUCGACAGGAUCGAUGCUCUGGUCAAGUCCCAUAGCUGCUACUCGGAGAAAGAUGCUGCUGGGAUCUUCACGUCGAUUGCGAGUGCUGUGCAGAUUUGCCAUUCGGUGAAUGUGGUUCAUCGGGAUCUCAAGCCAGAGAACUUCUUGUUCUCGAGUGAGGAUGAUGAGAAUGCUAAUAAGCUCAAAGCAAUCGAUUUUGGCUGUUCUGUUUACAUCAAAGAAGGAACAGAAUUGAGGGAUAGAGUCGGCAGUAUUUACUACAUUGCUCCUGAGGUAUUACGAGGGGAAAGCUACGGGAAAGAAAUCGAUAUUUGGAGUGCAGGUGUUAUAUUGUACAUCCUACUCAGUGGGAACCCACCAUUUGAAACUGAAGAUGAGAUUAGGGAAGGCAAGCUUGAUUUUGAGAGCCAACCAUGGCCUUCUAUAUCUUUGAGUGCAAAAGACCUUAUCAAGAAGAUGCUCAACAAAAACCAAAAGAAACGAAUCUCUGCUGGAGAGGUUCUUGAACAUCCUUGGAUCAAGACCGAAGCUUCCGAUAAGCCUAUUGAUGGUGUUGUUUUAACCCGUUUGAAGCAAUUCCGAGCUAUGAACAAGCUUAAGAAGCUAGCUCUUAAGGUUAUCGCAGAGGGUCUAUCGGAAGAGGAAAUCAAAGAUCUUAAAACGACGUUUGAGAAGAUGGAUACCGACAAAAACGGGUCAAUCACUUAUGAAGAACUCAAAACUGGUCUGCACAGACUUGGUUCGAAACUCUCUGAAGCUGAAGUGAAGGAACUCAUGGAAGCCGCUGAUGUGGAUCGUAAUGGAACAAUAGACUACAUCGAGUUUAUCUCAGCGACGAUGCAUAGACACAGAUUGGAGCGAGAUGAACAUUUGCACAAAGCAUUCCUUUACUUUGAUAAAGAUGGAAGUGGGCACAUAACGAAGGAGGAAUUGGAGAUAGCCAUGAAGGAGCAUGGUAUGGGAGAUGAAGCUUGUGCCAAAGAAAUUAUAUCAGAAGUCGAUAAAGAUAAUGAUGGAAGAAUAGACUACGCGGAAUUUUGUUCGAUGAUGAGAAAUGGCAACUUGCAGCCACAAGGGAAAAAACUUAUACUUUGAUUAUAUAAGCUCUUGUUUUUGUUUCGGUUGAAAGUGGUUUUGUUAAACCCGGGGAAAAAUAGCUAAACCGUGUAAACCGAGGUGAGAGUUGUUGAUAUUGAAAAACUUCUUCUUGUAACCAAACCCAUUUAUUUGUAAUUUUUCUUGAAAAACUCCUUAACCCUUGUGAAGACUUUAAAUAGUUUCA
Eutrema salsugineum is the source of this 1723-nucleotide messenger RNA. RefSeq names its product calcium-dependent protein kinase 22. The record is from RefSeq and is a predicted model, not a curated record. Gene Ontology annotation, molecular function: ATP binding; calcium ion binding; calcium-dependent protein serine/threonine kinase activity. Gene Ontology annotation, cellular component: nucleus; cytoplasm. NCBI's taxonomy places the organism in Eukaryota, Viridiplantae, Streptophyta, Magnoliopsida, Brassicales, Brassicaceae. The transcript is spliced from 8 exons. Bases 79 to 1536 code for a protein of 485 amino acids. Gene Ontology annotation, biological process: intracellular signal transduction; peptidyl-serine phosphorylation; protein autophosphorylation.